Cuscuta campestris is the source of this 1612-nucleotide messenger RNA. Lineage: Eukaryota; Viridiplantae; Streptophyta; Magnoliopsida; Solanales; Convolvulaceae. The record is from the annotation of a GenBank genome assembly.
GUCCGGUGAGCUGUUUCCGGUCAAUCUUCGCCGGAUUUCCAUCUCCCGUCACACCCACGAUCUCCGUCUUCCUUCCCCUUUUAUACCCACAUUUCCAGCAGCUUUCUUUCCCAGAAACACGAUUCUCGUGUCUCUUAGAAACCAUAAAAGUAAUGAUUAUAUUUUUUUUUCUUGGGAAAAUCUCAAAUUGACUCUUUCUCUGUCUAAAUUCCUGUUUAAUUUUCCGCUUUCUUGAGAGAGAGUUGAUUUUCUCCCCCAUUUUCUAACUUGAAUUCAAAAAAGUUUGAAUUUUUCCUGAAUAAAACGCUGGUUUGUCAAUGGGCCCAGCUGACUAAAUGCUUACCUGCCGCUUUCAUAAUAAAGAUCGCAGCGAGAAGUGAGUUUGCUAGUGUUACUGCCGUAUAAUUCCGUUGAUGUCUCUGGCGGAGCGGCCGGCGGCGGCGUCGUCGGUGAAAUCGGAUGGAGGAGAGGUGGAUCCGCUGUUGAAGGAUCUGAGCGAGAAGAAGCAGAGUUUCCGGCGGAGCGUGGUGUCGCUGGCGGCGGAGCUCAAGGAGGUGCGCGGCCGCCUUGCAUCUCAAGAGCAGAGCUUCGCUCGCGAAACCCUAACAAGACAGGAAGUGGAGAGCAGGGCGAAGAAGAUGGAAGAAGAAAUAAACAGAUUGCAGAAGAAUUUAGAGCAGAAAAAUCUGCAGAUUCAAGCUUCAACAUCCACUGCUGAGAAGUAUCUGUUAGAGGUGGAUGAUCUGAGAUCCAAACUCUCAGCCACUCAAGCAACUGCAGAUGCAAGUGCAGCAGCAGCUCAAGCUGUGCAACUCCAGUGUCUGGCACUCAUAAAGGAGUUGAAUGAGAAAAGCAAAUCAUUGAAGGAACACGAAGAGCGCGUGAGUAGACUCUGGGAGCAGUUGGACCUCUUGCACAAGGAUCUUCAGGCAAGGGAGUCUUCCCAAAUGCAGCUGAAACAUCAAGUCUUGAGCAUCGAAAACGAUAUCAGGCACGCUUUGGCCAAAGAACUCGACGACGUUUCGCCAAAGAAGCUUAAGAAGAUCACUGAGUUCUUAAGUCUUAAAGAUCAAGAGAUUGCCAGGAUGAGAGAUGACAUAAAGACAAUGUCUGCUCAUUGGGAGCUAAAGACCAAGGAGUUGGAAUCCCAGUUAGAAAAGCGUCAACGCGCAGAUCAACAGUUAAAGAAGAGGGUCAUUAAGUUGGAAUUUUGUGUCCAAGAGGCUCGUGCUAAGCUCCGCAUGAUGGGAGAAAAACAAGAUGAAGCUCUUAAGGAAAUCAGAGACCAGCUGGCUAGUAAACAAGGUUGUGGCGGGUCUUCAAGCAACGAGAACCAGAACUUUUGGGAGAAAUCCGGGUUCAAGAUUGUGGUCUCCAUGUCAAUGCUGGUUCUGGUGCUCUUCUCAAAGAGAUAGCUGCUUGGCUUUCUGCUCUUGGCAUGUAAAUGGAGUUUGUACAAACUACAAACGCAGCCGGUAGCUAGAGAAGGAACUCUUCAUGGCAUGUUUAGGGUAUAGUGUCGUAGAAAUCGCAGAUCGUUAGGGCAGUUUAGUGCUUAGGCCAGAAUGGUUAGAUGGGUAUUCUUACAAUGAUGAGAGGUGAUGGAACUGUC